Salvia hispanica is the source of this 701-nucleotide messenger RNA. RefSeq lists its product as uncharacterized. The record is from RefSeq and is a predicted model, not a curated record. NCBI's taxonomy places the organism in Eukaryota, Viridiplantae, Streptophyta, Magnoliopsida, Lamiales, Lamiaceae.
CAAAAUUUUAAGAGAUAAUGGCGGAAUUUUAACCCCUAAUUUGAAUUUCCCACUCCCCUAUAUAACAGUGCCAACCAUCAAUUCAAACCGUAUCCUAAAAAUCCAGAGAGAGAGAGAAAAAAUGGAUCAGUAUUCCGACAUGAGUCAGCAGUUGCAGGAUUUCAAUCUAUGGGAGCAGGAUUACUUCGCCACCGUCGAAAUGGAGAUGCUCUCUCAAGGAUUUCCCGAUUCCGCGCCGCCAGAGAGUUUCUUCGACGACAAGAUCGUUUCGAUCAAUCCGGACGCGGCGAGGGGCGUGUCGAGCCCGGAGGCGGCGGCGGCGGCUCCGGGGAAGGCGAAGCGGCGGCGGGCGAGGGCGGCGGAUGCGGCGGCGCAGUCGACGACGUUUCUGAACGCGAGCAUAUCGAAUUUUCGGGCCCUGGUGCAGCAGCACACGGGCUGCCACAACGCGAAUUCGAGCCCGAAAGGCCCGAUCACGCUGUGCUUUGCGGCGCCGGCCAAUCACGAGGCUCGUCAUCGUCAUCACUACUACUGCUCUUGAAUGUUUUUUUUCUUCUUUUUUUUUUAAAAAUUUAAUUUCUUUUUUUGAUUUUUGUAAUAAUAGGCUCUUGCAACCUAAUUAGAGUUGGCAUGCAGUAAUUAGUGUUGAUUAAUGUAACAAUAUGGAUGGUGUUUGAUAAUGAAAAACCAGCUUUUGGUUA